AUGAAGCGUUCCUCCUUCGAUGCUGGCCUUGACGGCCGGCAACAGGACCGCCGCCACUCUGCCGUCCCUGAUGAGCGGCCUACUCCGCUGAAGAUUUCCAAAGCCCGCGCUUGCGCGGAGUGCAAACGCCACAAGAUUCGCUGUGAAUUCCGGCCAGGCGAAACAAGCUGCACGAAAUGCCUGCGCAGCGGGAUUAAGUGUGUUGUGAAUGACUUUUCGCAGAAGUUUGUUGAUGACGAUGGAGUGUGGAAAGCUCGAGCGUCGGCCACUAUCCAGCAACUCCAAGCAGCCGUGUCGCAUCUUCUCCGCCAGAACGGGCUUCCAGAGCUCUCGACAUACACAGUUGGCGACAGUCCCAACGGUCCUUCCCCAGCCGCACCUUCAUACCACACCGGAAACCGCCAUUCGAUGAACGGCUCGCCGUCGGAUGUGAAACCCGACGGACCGGGGCUGGUCGUGACACGCGAGCCCUCGCAGGAACCAGAUUUACAAGACCGAGAGUUGGUGCCCGCGCCAAUGCGCAGUCUAUAUGAGGUGACGAAGCUGCGGGAUUUGCGGCACAAUCAUAUCGAGCAGCCCAAGUCGACGCUUCUGGAAGAGGACUUCCUUUCGCGGGGCCUCAUCUCUCUUCAAGAGGCGGAGGAACUGUUUGCGUAUUUCAGCCGGACCAUGAAUCAGCUGCUCUGGGGUGGGAUCAUCCUUGUCCAUCGCGACCUCACUUCAGUACGGCGAGCGUCAAGUCUGCUGGCGGCUGCGGUGCUUACGGUCGCAGCGCUGCAUAUUCCCAACCGCACCGAAACUCUGAACCUGUGUUAUAGCGAGUACGUGUCGCUGGUCUCGAGCAUGUCACUGACCCGUGCCCAUACUCUGGAUGACGUUCGAGCGCUCUGUGUCGGGGCGUUUUGGCUGUCGGAGCUGAGCUGGAAGCUGUCCGGCCAUGCGGUACGAAUAGCUACGGAGCUGGGCCUCCACCAGAGCUACCAGAAGAUGAUCCGCGGCCACAGCGACCAGUACGAAAGAGCCCAACUCUGGUAUUUACUCUAUGUCUGUGAUCACCAUUUCAGUAUAGCGUACGGCCGACCGCCCGUCAUCCACGAGGACCAGGCGAUCAAAAACUACGAAACGUUCCUGCAGGCGCCAAUGGUUGUUCCUGGCGAUAUUCGGCUGCUAGCCCAGGUCGCUCUUUUCAUGAUCCUGACCGAGGCAUACCGGACGUUUGGAAGCGACACCGAACAAGCCCUGACGGAAGAGGACUUUGGUCAACUGCGUGUUUUCAAUGUAGCCAUAGAUCAAUGGCGGCUCUUAUGGCAACCACGUUCUGAAUAUCUGACCCUCGCUGCAGCCGACAGUCCCUACGUCCGGACCUACCCUUCGAAGGGAGUGGUCCUUCAUUACCAUUUCGCCAAGUUCCAGCUCAAUUCGCUCUCCCUCCGAGCCCUGUCUCCAACCAACACACCCGUAUUCUCGAUGGACCGCAAGGAAUCGGCCAACAUCGCUAUAUCAUCCGCCAUGGCAUGCUUGAACAUGGUGCUAGAAGAACAAGAUAUCCGUGACGCCAUUGUCGGGGUACCCAUCUUCACGCACACCAUGGUCACGUUUUCUGCACUGUUCCUUCUCAAGGUCGCAGUUAACUGGAACUCGGCGUACCUGAGUCUGGAUAGUGGGCUUGUGCGAAGUCUAGUCGAGCGGGUGAUUGAGCUGUUGAACUGCGUCUCUGCGGGCGAGAGACAUUUGACAAGACAUAUUGCUCGUGGACUGAGCAAGAUGCUGGAGCGAUUUGACUCGUGGGAUAUGUCGAAUGGCGUGCCCGCCGGGACCGUAGGCGAACGGGCAGGCAGCGGCGUUCCUGGCGGUGCAAACGCAAUGGCGCAAGGAUUCCCGCCGCCAGACCUGAUCUACGAUAUGGUAGGGACGUACGGGUUCGGCUUGGACGAGAAUCUGCUCGAUCCCAGCAUGGCAAAUUUUGAGUAUCUGGCGCAGUAA
Messenger RNA from Aspergillus nidulans FGSC A4, 1983 nucleotides. RefSeq names its product putative C6 transcription factor. The coding region runs from base 1 to 1983 and encodes 660 amino acids. Gene Ontology annotation, cellular component: nucleus. Gene Ontology annotation, molecular function: zinc ion binding; DNA-binding transcription factor activity, RNA polymerase II-specific; DNA binding. NCBI's taxonomy places the organism in Eukaryota, Fungi, Ascomycota, Eurotiomycetes, Eurotiales, Aspergillaceae. The record is from RefSeq and is a predicted model, not a curated record. The transcript is spliced from 4 exons. Gene Ontology annotation, biological process: DNA-templated transcription; regulation of DNA-templated transcription; regulation of transcription by RNA polymerase II.